Molecule: messenger RNA, 1093 nt
Organism: Salarias fasciatus (jewelled blenny)
Lineage: Eukaryota; Metazoa; Chordata; Actinopteri; Blenniiformes; Blenniidae
Gene: ptges
Product: prostaglandin E synthase
Exons: 3
Coding region: 74-523 (149 amino acids)
Biological process (GO): prostaglandin biosynthetic process
Cellular component (GO): membrane
Molecular function (GO): prostaglandin-E synthase activity
Source: RefSeq, a predicted model, not a curated record
UUACGCAGCGGUUACGCACCAGCGUCGGAGCUCCGGUUUGAUUCCUCUGUGCUGCACGAUAGGAGGCAUUGCGAUGGCAGUCAUGAUCAGGAACGAGGUUUUCUCCUGCUUUGUUUUCUACGGCGUGCUUCUGGUCAUCAAAAUGUACGUUGUGGCAAUUAUAACGGGACAAGUGCGGCUGCGUAAAAAGGCUUUUGCCAACCCCGAAGACGCGCUGAGACACGGAGGUUUACAGUUUCACAGAGAGGAUCCAUUCGUGGAAAGAUGCCGGAGAGCUCACAUCAACGACAUGGAGAACAUCCUCCCCUUCCUCUUCCUGGGCGCCAUCUACUCCAUGAUCGGGCCCUCGCUGUCGGUGGCCCGCUUCCACUUCCUGGUCUUCUUCCUGGGCCGCAUGCUGCACACCGCCGCCUACCUGCUGGCCCUGCGCGCGCCCACCCGCUCGCUGGCCUACACCGUCGCACAGAUACCCUGCGUCUCCAUGGCUCUGCAGAUCCUGAUGGCGGUGGCGGCGUACGCCUGAACGGCGGCCGGGGGUCAUCGGGACCGGGAUCGGGUCUCUCGAUCAGACAGGAAUAUCAGUGGGAGUGCAAUACGAGGUGUGUGAGCACACCAGCGCUGGUUUCUGUGAGAUUCAGUCAGUAUUUUGUUUUUUUUUUUUUUUCUAUUCACUAAGCUCAAAUGUGACAAAUCUUGAAGUUGCCAAGGACUGUGCACGUAUGUGCAAAAUGCAAAAUGAAGGCUGUUGCUUGUUCUGACAGGAUCUGUUGGCAUUUGCUGUAGAUUUCCCAGCACUGCUCCGUAUGUUUACACACGGACCCAGACCGCCGUCCUCCUCGUGGUGGACUCAUCUUCCUGUGCAGAUUAACGUGUGUUUAGGUUGGAUCCAGGAGCGCCAGCGGGCACGGGGGAAGUGUCAGUGUCACAAAACGACUGCUCCUUCUCAACUCAAAAGUCCUGGAACAGCCUGCAGAGGAAGAAGUUCUAUCUGUGAAAACAUGUUUUAACACUACCUUAAUGAUAAUUUAUUCUUCAUUUUAAUGUAUACGGUCAUGGAUCCAUCUCUGUUGGAAAUAAAAGAACUUUCAGUGGA